Molecule: messenger RNA, 2092 nt
Organism: Papilio xuthus (Asian swallowtail)
Lineage: Eukaryota; Metazoa; Arthropoda; Insecta; Lepidoptera; Papilionidae
Product: GATA zinc finger domain-containing protein 14
Exons: 5
Coding region: 21-2075 (684 amino acids)
Source: RefSeq, a predicted model, not a curated record
AAGAAUUGCUGUACGUAAAAAUGUACAGUAAAUUCGUUGUGUUUUAUACGCUAGUGUUUUAUUUAAAAUCCGCAUUGUCUGGUGUUAACAUUGACAAUGGUUUAAAUCUUAGGAACACACAACAAAUGUAUUUGAAUAACCAAAAUAAGCAAAAUGGCCAGAAUACAAAUAGACCUUUGGAUCUAUCCCGUGCUGCUAGAAAUAAUCACCAGGAAGAAAUUUUACGUGAACAGCAUCAGAAUAUAAAAGUUCCAUCUGUUAACCCAUUAUUUCGACAACCAAUAAGUAAAAUUCGAAAUCAAUUUCCAAAUGAACAUGUAUUAUUACCAAAUAAAAGGGUUGACAAUAUUUAUAAUACUGGAAAUCAAUUCGCAGUGACUUCGACAAGGAAUGAUAACGAAUUUAAAAACAAUAUAGUACAUCCACAACAAAAUAAUUUGAAGCGAGAAGACAAUGGACAAAGUAAUCACCCAGAGAACUUUAACGUGAUACCUGUUAGGCCUACAGUAGAACAUAAAAAUAUAGUAAGAUCUACAACAGGUCUAUUUGAAAACAAAAAUAGGAAAAUUUUAAUGCCCUCAACGAUACAGCCUGUGUCCAGAGUACCAGAUAUUGACGUUAACAAUGCACUUUUAAAUAAAUUAACGCCCCAAAGAAAUAACAUCCAAAGAUCUGUUACAAACGAUGCCUUUGACCGUCAAAAACCAAUGAUUAAUCACCAAAAUGUAUAUAGUCAUCAAGAAAAUAUACAGCCACAUCGAACGUUACAGAAUCCCAGAAAUAAUAUACAAACAAGUCAUUCCCCUCAACAUAAACGUUUUGCUGUAAUUCACGACAAUGGAUCCGUCGAAUAUUUUGAUAACUUAGAAAUUAUUAUAAGAAAGUAUCCCCAUGUAAGGAUGGCAGAAAAUAUUCGCAACCUAAUUCCAAAUCUAAAUCCUAAUACUCCUCUAUCCAAACCCUUGGCACAUAACUCUGAUUCCAAUGCAAAUAUAAAAAACAAUCUGCCGUUAGGACAACAUCAAAAUCUACCAAAUAAAAAUGUACCACCGAAAACGCACACAUUAAAAAACACUGUAAAACCAAAAAUAGAAACUAUUAUCAAGAAGAAAGAUAUUACAGUAAUGAACAAAUCAAAUGAUAAUUCUGGAACACUGCAGACAACGAUAUUACCAACUAAACUAGAUAAUAAAAAAUCAGAGCACCUUAAAUCUUUAACCAAGGAAUCUAUGAAACCUUCAAAUAAUACUCGAAUUGCACCAAUGAAUUUGCAGGAAAAUAAAAAGGAGAAUAUCGUAAGGAAUGUAACAACGGCUGAAAAUUCAAUAAAUAUUGUUCCAAAGCAAUCCAGUGAUGUUUCUAGCAAGAACAAAACAACGCCGCUUGAUGGUAAUAAGCAAAAACCACCAAUUGAUGUGAUAUUAAACAAUGAUCAAACAAUACCAUAUCAAGAAAAUAAAAUUAACGUUUCACCAGUGAUUUCCAAUAAUAACAAUGAACAUUCUGAAAAUGUAACUAAACUUGAAAAAGAGGAUUUACAUUUAAACAAUUCUGAAGAAGUAAUAUCUCCUAUAGUUGUACAAAGUAAAACUAACAACAGCACUGUUCAUACACAGGAAAAUAAACCAGAAAUUUUAAAAAUAUCUUCUUCUAAUAAUGGCACGGUAGAUAAAAGUAAUGAAACACAAUUUAAUUGUACGAAACAAAAUAGAGUUAAAAACAAGAUAAAAACACAAAACCUUACUGUAAUAAACCAGAAAGACAAUAAGGAAACGGAUGACGAUUAUGAUGAAGAUUUGGUGUCCCUUGGCGAGCCACUAAUGUGGUUUAGUUCAACAGAUCCUGAGUUUUGGAAGAAACUUGUUAGUGUUGAUGGAAACCCUAAUUUUAUUUACAUCAUCAACGUUCAGUCUCAGCCUAAAAUUGAAAAAGACAGAAAAACUAUAAUACAUGCAAAUGGAACCACUGUUGAGGAGAUAAAAGAAACAAUCUGGGAUGCAGGAGAUGAUGAGCCACCGAAAAUUACCAAAACUAUAAAAGUGACUCCCGCAAACGAUGUUUUGGAUGGAACUUAAAGUUAAAUCUUUUUUAA